This is a messenger RNA of Prunus armeniaca (apricot), 150 nucleotides long. NCBI's taxonomy places the organism in Eukaryota, Viridiplantae, Streptophyta, Magnoliopsida, Rosales, Rosaceae. The record is from the annotation of a GenBank genome assembly.
GCUUCGGUGGGUGGGGCAUUCGCGGUGGCCGGCUCUAACUUUGGCGCAACUGCAGUGGCAUCAGCAACAGGACUAGGUGAAGGAGGCUCGCCGCUCUUAUUGAAGUUGAUCUCAAGCAAAGGGUUGAACUUCGCCAAGGUCUCCUCCUAA